Acytostelium subglobosum LB1 is the source of this 1119-nucleotide messenger RNA. RefSeq lists its product as hypothetical. Gene Ontology annotation, biological process: L-tyrosine catabolic process. Lineage: Eukaryota; Evosea; Eumycetozoa; Acytosteliales; Acytosteliaceae. The annotation marks the transcript as partial. Gene Ontology annotation, molecular function: 4-hydroxyphenylpyruvate dioxygenase activity. The transcript has 3 exons. The record is from RefSeq and is a predicted model, not a curated record.
AUGGAGCCAGCUCAACAAUACUUUGGAUUCGAUCACAUUACUUUCUGGGUCGGUAACGCUUUGCAAGCCGCCGGUUGGUAUAAUGCUCGCUUCGGUUUCCAGAACAUCGCCUACAGAGGUCUGGAGACUGGCGAUCGCAAGUACGUCACCCACGUCAUCAAGCAGGACAAGAUCAUGAUGGCUUUCGUCUCACCACUCACCACCAACGAUGAGGAGUUUGCCGAGCACAUGAAGCUCCACGGUGACGGUGUCAAGGAUGUCGCCUUCAACGUCUCUGAUGUCCAGGGCAUCUUCAAGCAGGCUGUCACCGCUGGUGCCAAGCCAAUCAGAGAGCCAGAGGUCAUCUCUGACGAGAAUGGUUCACUCACCAUUGCCACCAUUGCCAGUCCAUACGGCAACACCACCCACACCUUCAUCGACAGAUCCAACUACAAGGGAGUCUUCUUGCCAGGAUACUCUACCUCUGUCCUCAAGGACCCAUUCUCAACCAUCACACCUGCCGCUGGUCUUCUCCACAUCGAUCACAUCGUGAGCAACCAGCCAGAUCUCGAGAUGACCCCAGUUGUCGAGUGGUACGAGAACGUUCUCAAGUUCCACAGAUUCUGGUCCGUCGACGACAAGACCAUCCACACCGAGUACUCAUCGCUGCGAUCGAUCGUCGUCACUGACGAGAACGAGCGUGUCAAGAUGCCAAUCAACGAGCCCGCCAACGGCAAGAAGAAGAGUCAGAUCCAGGAGUACGUCGACUUCUACGCCGGCGCUGGUGUCCAGCACAUUGCCCUGCGCACUGAGGACAUCAUCACCUCGAUCACCAACUUGAGACAGCGUGGAGUUCAGUUCCUCUCUGUUCCAAAGUCCUACUACAUCUCCCUCAAGGAGAAGUUGGCCCACGCCCCAAUCACCGUUAAAGAGGACCUCGACAAGUUGGAGGAGCUCCAGAUCCUCAUCGACUACGAUGACAAGGGAUACUUGUUGCAGAUCUUCACCAAGAACGUCGAGGACAGACCAACCGUCUUCUUCGAGGUCAUCCAACGUAACAACCAUCAGGGAUUCGGCGCUGGCAACUUCAAGGCACUGUUUGAGGCUAUCGAGAGAGAGCAGGAGAAGAGAGGAAACUUG